AUGCAAGUUAUGCGAGAUAACGGCAAGAAUGCCGGGAGUAGAGAGCGGGAAAUUCCAAAGAGAGACGACUUGAAAGAUUAUAAUUAUGCUGUCGCUGGACAUGCUGGAACCAUGUGCGACGCAGACGGCGAACUAUUCAUCAAGCCGUGUACAAAGUCCGAGGUCGAAUUCUACGAAUCGGCACACGCCCUCCAUCCAGAUUUCGCAGAGUUCAUGCCCAUGUAUAUAGGAACUCUAUCACUCAAUGAAGGAACUGACCAGGCUGCGAUACAUGCGCAAAUACCAGGCCUUGUUGAACAUGCCGACAUCCCUUUUUCUGUCAAGGAAGAAAUCCAGUCACAUUUACACCUUGACGAUCGGACACCCAUACUCGAAGCGCCUAUCCAAAAACAAAUUAUCUCUGAGAAUGUUAAAUGGAUUCCUAACAAGACGAGGAAGAUCACGACAGAUCGGGCAGUGGUAUUAGAAAAUGCUUCCUUCGGGUAUAAAAAGCCAAAUAUUAUGGACGCAAAGUUAGGAAUUCGGCUAUGGGCCGAUGAUGCACCUUUAGAAAAGAAGGAGAGAUUUAAUAAAAUCGCCGAGGAGACCACUCACAAGAAAUUUGGCUUUCGCGUUGCGGGAAUGAGAGUUUACAAGGGAUCCACGAACGAAUCAGAGUUGGAUGAGGAAGGAUUCAGAAUUUAUGACAAAGACUGGGGAAGACUUACGGUGAACGAUGGCAACAUAGUAGACUCGUUCAAAAAGUACAUAUUCAACGAGGCCGCCGGCAUUGACCAAGAUCUCGGCAAGACCAUUGCUGGGCUAUUUGCUCAGGACCUUCGAAAAGUGCAAGAAGUACUUGAGAAAGAGGAGACCCGAAUGUACUCUUCUAGUCUGCUUUUCGUAUUUGAAGGCGACGGUGCAGCUCUACGAGAGGCCAUCGAAGAGGCAAAAAAUACUGCCGCUAUACCAGAACACAAGAGAGGAACCUCACGAGCUCCAGUGGCUAACCUUAGGGUGGAUAGCGGUAUUGGUAUAACCGAGGAGGACCUAUACGAUCCCGAUAUGGCGGAAGACUUUGAUGAGCUAGAGGACGAUUCGGAUGAGGAGUCAAGCUUUCCGCAUAUAUAUACCUUAAAGUUGAUUGACUUUGCGCAUGCAACAUGGAAGCCUGGUCAAGGGCCGGACGAAAAUGUGCUGCUUGGAGUCAGGAGUCUCGCAGAUAUCUUCGAGGAGAUGUCGGAGUGA
Messenger RNA from Daldinia childiae, 1227 nucleotides. RefSeq names its product Inositol polyphosphate multikinase. The transcript has 2 exons. NCBI's taxonomy places the organism in Eukaryota, Fungi, Ascomycota, Sordariomycetes, Xylariales, Hypoxylaceae. The coding region runs from base 1 to 1227 and encodes 408 amino acids. Gene Ontology annotation, biological process: inositol phosphate biosynthetic process; phosphatidylinositol phosphate biosynthetic process. The record is from RefSeq and is a predicted model, not a curated record. Gene Ontology annotation, molecular function: inositol-1,4,5,6-tetrakisphosphate 3-kinase activity; inositol hexakisphosphate kinase activity. Gene Ontology annotation, cellular component: nucleus; cytoplasm.